This is a messenger RNA of Exophiala aquamarina CBS 119918, 285 nucleotides long. RefSeq lists its product as uncharacterized. The record is from RefSeq and is a predicted model, not a curated record. Lineage: Eukaryota; Fungi; Ascomycota; Eurotiomycetes; Chaetothyriales; Herpotrichiellaceae. Gene Ontology annotation, molecular function: FAD binding; D-amino-acid oxidase activity. The transcript is spliced from 2 exons. The annotation marks the transcript as partial.
GAAGCUACUUAUGUCUUCCUACGAGGGUUGCAUGGCGGUAUCAUUUUGGGAGGGUGUCGACAAGAGCAUAACUGGGAUGGCCAGGUCGAUCUCGACCUCGCAAGCGAUAUCAUAGAGAGAUGCUGUAAGCUCGCACCAGAACUUGGGCGUCCAGAGAAUCUCAAAAUCAUCCAUCAUGACGUUGGUCUGAGACCAUCUCGAAAAGACGGCGCCCGUACAGAAAAGAAGGGGAUCCACAAAAAGACCGUCAUUCACAAUUAUGGUGUGGGCGGGUUUGGAUAUUAG